Molecule: messenger RNA, 3539 nt
Organism: Lineus longissimus
Lineage: Eukaryota; Metazoa; Nemertea; Pilidiophora; Heteronemertea; Lineidae
Product: serine/threonine-protein phosphatase 6 regulatory ankyrin repeat subunit A-like
Exons: 2
Coding region: 97-2313 (738 amino acids)
Molecular function (GO): protein binding
Source: RefSeq, a predicted model, not a curated record
GUUUUCCAUGCCAUGACUUUCAUGAACAUUUUUCACCCCAGACUUUUUCAACAAAAUCAAUAUUUUCUUGCCUAGAAAACAUAAUUUACAGCAAUCAUGACCCUGGAACCACGCCAACGUUACUUGAACCACGCUUUAUGUCACAUGUGCCAGAAAGGUGACAUCGCCCAAGUCCAGCAUCUCAUCCAGGAGGGUGCAGACGUGAACUAUCUCGUUCAUGCUGAAAACUACACACCGCUUAUCUUUGCCACAAAAGAAAUGCAUCUCGACGUUGUGGAGUAUUUACUCAAAUGUGGCGCCAACACGCAACGAGCGAUGAAACAUAUCGGUCAUCAGAUGAAGAAGUUCACGUCGCCUCUCGGAUUAAAAAUACUUAAUGCACUACUGAUAGGUGGCGCUCCAAUCGAAGGCGACUGUAGCUGUGGAUCGUGUGGGCACCUCAUUCUGAAUUCAGUAGCCAAUGUGGGAAGUUGUGCCUGUCUAGAUCUCAUCAAAGACAAUGGUUGUAUUGAUGUCGUAAACGGCUCCUCGCGCAUAAAAACCAUCAAAAAGUACGACAAAUUCUACCGCAACUGUGAUAUGUGGGUUCCUCUUUUCACCGCAGCGAAGGCCGGCAAUUUGAACUUCGUGCAGCAGUUGCAUUCAUAUGGAGCAGACAUCAACAUCUUAGAUCACAACCACACAACACCACUUCAUCAUGCCUGCAAGUCCAACCAGAGGGAGAUUGUAGACUUUCUGAUAGAGCACGAUGCGGAUCUCAACAUCAGGUCAAUGGAUAAAAACGAGGGUCCAUUAGAUUAUGCCUACAGGUACCCAGCGGACGUAAGCUUAGUAACCCAUCUGCACAAACUUGGCGCCAAGUCUGAAAAACUUGAUAAUUAUCCGUUACAUUUCGCUGCCUUUCUUGGCAAUUUGGACUUGUUUCAAAUGGCCUGCGAUGAUAACAAAGACGUUGACAUUGACGUUCGAGACUUUGUUGGGAGGACAGUCCUUCAUUGCGCUUGCUAUUCGGGGAGCAUCGACGUGGUGAAGAAAUGCCUGGAGUACGGGCCAAAUGUCAACAGCGUAGAGGACGGUUACGGUUUGGGUGAACAUUAUACACCAUUACAGAUUGCAAUAGCCUGGCGUAAUCCAAGCUUGGUCGAGUUUUUACUCCAUGAGAAAGAGUGCCCCGGAGUACUCGUCAAUCCUGUCCAAAAAGAUGUUGGACUUGCGGAGGAUUCGGACUCUGAUAAUGAAGACGAAACCUGGCCACCGGUUCAGAUUGCUUGCUACGUCGGCGACUUGAAAUCAGUGCAGUUGUUGCUGAAGAGGGGCGCUGUUGCCCCAAAGGGGGCAGCACUGAGCACAUGCUGUUGGACCAAUCACGUGCAGCGAAUCGCCAUUGCUCUAGAGCUCAUCGACAAUGGACAUUACCAGCUGAAAGCGCCCUGUUCGUACACCACCUCAGGUUAUCAAGAGCACUGCACCCCGCUUCAGUGCACAGUGGAAAGAAACGACUUGGAACUUUUAAAAGCGCUUCUCGGUAAAGAGAAAUUUCUGAACGAAGUUCUACAGAACAAUGACUUCUUUUCAGCCCUCCUCAUCUCAGGGCAAGAAAAUAACAUUGAGUGUUUUCAAACCUUGCUGUCAUAUUUGACAAAUCAGCAAAGAAAACUUAUACUGAAACCAGAAAAUGUGAUCGACCUCCUUAUUAAUACGUUAGAGCACAGGCAGCCAGAAAUGAUGAAGUUCCUGUUGAAAGAAGUCUUAGAGUCCAAACAAGCCAUUUCAAACUUGUACGCCGACGUCCGUUUCUCUGAAAAAUUAGGUCAUUAUCUGCAGACGCAUAACUACCAGUUGUUUCUCUGUCUUGACGAGUUGUUGACGGCAGGUCAUGGGACGAGGUUGUGGUCUGCGUACUUCAAUCUCUCGCUCAUCUAUAAGGAGAAUUUAUUCUAUUUCGUGCACAUCAUACCGCUCAUCAGCCGAAAGUACGCGACCCUGGACAACAAUCUCCUCGGGUUCUUGAUUCGGCAGAAAGAUAUCGCAAUGGUGCAAUUCCUGUCGGAAUGCGGUCUCCAAAUAUUACCGAAAGAACUCGGUAAUUUUCGAGGCGUGCAUUCCAGCUCGUCUGAUACCCUCGACUUCAUUGAUGAAGCCAUCGAUAUUGUCGCGUCUCCUUUCACUCUGAAGUCCGUCUGCCGCAGUUUCAUCCGGGAGAGUUUGUUAUCGUCAUCGCCAGAUGUUUACCAAAGUGCGCAACAGUUGGCGCUCCCGAAAUCAUUGGUGGACUAUCUAGCAUUCACUGGUGUGCAUAAGUUUCAGUACUGAAUAAAUAUCACAUCAUCAGCUCAACUGAUGAGUUUAACCAUUUCAACUGCACAACGGGAAAUUGUUGUGAACAAUUGGGGGGUUUUAAAGGGGAACUAUAGGCAGGAGCAGAGGCUAAUCUGGCCAUCUUCAUGUGACUAGUAUACACGUACAUAUUAAGGGCUCUUGGUCACGUCAGACUCGGCACUAAAUAUAUUCCUCUAACAAGCGUGAAUCAUUUCGACAUUCUGUCAGAUACGAGAGACCUAUUGGCGACUUUGGGUAACUUUAUCUUGCCUGCCUAGCUGCUGCCUAUAUUGUCCCUUUAAAUUUCAUAUGACAGAACACCAUCUGGCAUCUCUCCUAUUUUAUGAAGUUCACCACAUCCGUUUGAAAAAAGUUUAAGAUGGUUUCUGUUCAACAGUAACUUCGCUGUUUAAUGUAAAGUUUUUAUAUGUUGAGUUUAAUUGCAUAAUAAAGUAGAACCUCCCCAUUAAGGACCCCCUUGGGUCUGAUUAGUGCUGUCUUUAAUAGAGAAGUGUCCUGAUUAGAGAGGUCAAAUUAAAUGGAAACAACCAAUUUGAAACCAAAACUAGUGUCCUUAAUAGAGAAGUUGUCCUUAAUAGAGAGGUGUCCGCUAAGGGAGGUUCCACUGAACUUCUAUGAAGUAGCAGAAACCGAUAGCUUUGUUCUAUUUAUAUGUAUUUCUGAUAACAGUCGGUUACUGGAUGUUAAAUGUCACACACUGAUGAAGUUUAAGUCUUAUUGUUUUAGAGAUAGAUUGACAGGUGGGCAUUCACUCUAGAAGUCUGUGAUGGUUGUGGCAUUUCUACUUCGACACUUCAACAUUCAUCAUGGUGAUAUCAUGGUAACUGUUUCAAUUACAAAGACAUGGAAUUUGCAUCAAUUGGAUGGGAAUACACUAGAUAAUACAGUAGAACCUCUCUAUUAAGGACACCCUCGGGGCUGACAAGUGCUGUCCUUAAUAGAGAUGUGUCCUGAUUAGAGAGGUCAAAAUGAAUAGAAACAACCACUUUGGGACUAAAACUAGUGUGCUUAAUAGAGAGGUUGUCCUUAAUAGAGAGGUGUCCGCUAAGGGAGGUUCCACUGUAGCUGGUUUAAGGGGCCACUUUAGAGCCUUAACAGAUAGCCAAGUUUACAGUAAGUCAUAGAAGUUGAAUUUGUUAGAAAAGUGCUAGUCACUGCAGGUGUGCAGUAUAGAAAAUGUAAUCUUAUCACAAAUCUUG